AUUAUGGGUAAUACAGAAUUUUGGUCUAAUGGCGGGUGUUAAGUGCUGUAAGUGAUUAAUUGACCCGUUUGUUUGGGUUUAUUUCUCUUCCUGAAGUUUCCGUUGGUUUUUAACUUUUUGGAGCCGUUAUGUCAAAGACUGUGGUGUAUUUCUAUGAUCCAGAUGUGGGCAACUUUCACUAUGGAAGUGGCCAUCCAAUGAAGCCUCAUCGACUCGCACUUACCCACAGCUUGGUUUUACACUAUGGACUUUACAAGAAGAUGAUGGUAUUCAAACCAUACAAAGCCUCCCAGCAUGAUAUGUGCCGCUUCCAUUCAGAAGAGUACAUUGAUUUUCUUCAGCGAGUGAGCCCUAACAACAUGCAGGGAUUCACUAAAUGCCUGAAUACAUUUAAUGUGGGUGAUGACUGUCCUGUUUUCCCAGGGUUAUUUGAAUUUUGUGCACGGUAUACCGGUGCUUCGCUGCAGGGUGCUACACAAUUGAAUAAUAAGAUUUGUGAUAUUGCAAUUAACUGGGCAGGAGGACUACAUCAUGCGAAGAAAUUUGAGGCUUCUGGAUUUUGUUAUGUCAAUGACAUCGUCAUAGGCAUUCUGGAGCUACUAAAGUACCAUCCUCGUGUGCUGUAUGUUGAUAUUGACAUCCACCAUGGAGAUGGAGUCCAAGAAGCCUUUUACCUUACAGACAGAGUAAUGACUGUAUCCUUUCACAAGUAUGGGAACUACUUCUUUCCAGGGACAGGUGAUAUGUAUGAAGUUGGAGCGGAGAGUGGAAGGUAUUACUGUCUUAAUGUACCACUACGGGAUGGCAUUGAUGACCAAAGUUACAAACUUUUGUUCCAGCCAGUUAUUCGACAGGUGAUUGAUUACUACCAGCCAACAUGUAUAGUAUUGCAGUGUGGUGCAGAUUCUUUAGGUUGUGAUCGUCUAGGUUGCUUUAACCUGAGCAUCAGAGGUCAUGGAGAAUGUGUGGAGUUUGUCAAAAGCUUUAAUAUUCCCCUGUUGGUCCUGGGGGGAGGAGGAUACACUGUUCGUAAUGUUGCACGGUGCUGGACUUACGAGACAUCACUGCUGGUGGAUGAACAAAUCAGUGAUGAGCUUCCUUAUAGUGAAUAUUUUGAGUACUUUGCUCCAGAUUUUACCCUUCACCCAGAUGUCAGUACACGUAUAGAAAAUCAGAAUACCAGACAGUACCUGGAUCAGAUCAGGCAAACUAUUUUUGAAAACUUGAAAAUUUUGAAUCAUGCUCCUAGUGUCCAGAUACAUGAUGUUCAGUCUGAUGUUCUGAACUUUGACAGAACCGAAGAAGGAGACCCUGAUGAGAGGGGCUCUGAGGAUGCUUAUUCCAGGCCUGAAGCUCCAAAUGAAUUUUAUGAUGGGGACCACGAUAAUGACAAAGAAAGUGACGUGGAAAUCUAAGAGGGACAGUACUGUAGACACUUUGGAACUGGAGGUCACUUACCACAUGAACUGUGUUGAUACAUCGGACCUCUGCUGCUGAAAUGUCAUAGAUAGGAGUUACAGAAUGGAGUCUGUGCUCCAGAACAGUGCCAUGCCCUGACAAGCAGCCGCAUUGUGAGAGACUGUAGCUUUGCCAGGAAUGUGCAUUGCCUGUGACAUGUUAACAUAAGCACUUUUGGGCGAAUGCCAAAAAAAAAUACUGUACCAGUCAUAUUGACUUCAGUCACAGUUGUGGUGCUUUGCUGCAUUUGUAUGGAGACAAAUUUAUGAAAUCCUAUUCAGUCUACCGCUCCAUCUGAGCAGUGUGCCAUGCCUUUUGAGUAACACAUUGGGGAUUACCCACAA
Molecule: messenger RNA, 1802 nt
Organism: Protopterus annectens (West African lungfish)
Lineage: Eukaryota; Metazoa; Chordata; Ceratodontiformes; Protopteridae
Gene: HDAC3
Product: histone deacetylase 3
Exons: 15
Coding region: 129-1415 (428 amino acids)
Molecular function (GO): histone deacetylase activity
Source: RefSeq, a predicted model, not a curated record